CGACAACUGGCCUAGCCAGCAGGGCGCUUUGGUAGAACAGAGCUGAGGAGGGAGAACAGAGGAGACGCUUUAAUCGGACAUCAGUUCUACAGAUCAGCGCUGCGUAGGGAUUUCCUGAGGAUCUCCUCCGCCGUGGCUCACGCCGGGUUAGUGUGAAGGACGCUUCCCCCGCCGCUUAGACCGGUCCGUCGGCUCUCUGCGUGGACUCUGGAAGCUCAUGGACAGCUUUGAUCAUCUCAGCGCCUCGGAGAAGGCAGAAGCGUCGGAGCUUCAGAAGAUGAUAGCCAUAGAGCAGCAGAAGGCCCAGUUCCAGGCCCAGGUGCACAGUUUCACAGACGUGUGCUGGGACAAGUGUGUGGAUAGUCCAGGCUCCAAGCUGGACUACCGGACAGAGACAUGUCUUCAGAACUGUGUGGAGAGGUUCAUUGACACCACCCUAACCAUCACCAACCGGUUCACACAGAUGGUGCAGAAGGGCACUCACUGAUCAUGGACCUGAUCCAGAAGGACGAUUUACUCAGAAGCUACUCGUGUCAUGUGGAUGGGAGAGGACCAUAUGUUUUGGGCUCUGGAGAUGUGGGAUGAAGUCUCUUGUUUCUGGAUGUAAAUCAGUUUGUAAACUCGCACAUAAUCUAUGUUCUGGUGUGAAAUCCAUGAAAAUUGUCAAAGGUUUGACAAAGGUUCUGAUAGAAUCCAGUGGUCUUACAUGAUAUUAAAAUCUUUAAAUAUUG
Messenger RNA from Poecilia reticulata (guppy), 731 nucleotides. It is a transcript of the gene timm8b, whose product is annotated as translocase of inner mitochondrial membrane 8 homolog B (yeast). Lineage: Eukaryota; Metazoa; Chordata; Actinopteri; Cyprinodontiformes; Poeciliidae. The record is from RefSeq and is a predicted model, not a curated record.